GCCAGCGUUUGGAUAACUCGCUGUUUAUUUCUGUCUUUUUUUAGGGUUCUGCUUUUUCUAAGCUGACUUGAUGCUGCUUUGGGGAGUUAGGUUUCUUUCUUUAUUAUUAUAAUUAUUAUUAUUUUUUGGCCAGCACAGACCAUUCCUCUGGGCUUUAAACAUCCAGCUGGGGGAGACUUGGCUUAUUGUUAUGAAAAUCUUGAAUUGUAAGGAAAGUGAAGCACUAGAAUAGGCUGGAGGGGAGCAGGGGGGGGAUGUGGCAUCUCCCCUCCAAAGCAUUUUGGGCACCGUGCAGUCGAGCGCCGGGCAGACGGGCUCGGGUUUAAGUCUCCUCGGGUGAGGUGAGGUCUUUCCAGCUCUAUUUUCUGCGACUUGCCGGUAUAACGCAGACUUAUCGCCCUGUUUGCCGUUCCCUUGUGCAGGCUCCUCAUUGAACACGUAUGUUAACCCUUGAGUUGCUGCUGAACUGUCAGGCUGGGUAGCAUAGAAAAAAGCAUCGGAGCUCAGCCCUGUACAGGGCAGAGCACAGCAGCUAUACCUUUAAGAAAUUUGCAAUAUAUACCUCUUGGCAGCAGGUUUUUUUGUGUUGUUUAUGGUGGGGUUCUUUCCCCCCCUUUUUUCUUCCUGCGUCUUCACAUCCUCUUGUUCUCCCUGUACUUCUGUCUGUAAGGUACAGCAUCUUCACUUGAGUUGAGCCUGGCUGCCACAAAGCUGCUUUUCUUCUAUUUUUUUCUUUUUUAAGGAGGCAUGAGCUUCAUCUAUACAGCAUCCAGCACAAACCACCAGCUCCGAAGCACAGGGUUGCUUUAAUUCUAUAUAUUCUUUCCCCUCCUUGGUACAAGAAGCAAACAGCUCUGAGAUGGGGCUGGGGGUGGCAAGAGGAGACAACCCCAAGCCCACCCUUGGCAUGUGGAGCGAUGCUUGGCAGGCGUGAAGUUCCAGGUUGGGAGAGCUGGGUUCGAGGUGUCUGUUUUGGGAGCUAAUGAGUCGCCCUCUCACUCCACCCAUUUGCCUCUCGCCAAUCGGAAGUGAGGGAGAAAGAUGCUCUGGAUGGAUUAAUAUUGGAGCCGUGUAGAAAGCACCAAGUGUUGCCUCUUCGGCCACCUGAGCGAGUGGCAUUUGGGAACAAGUGCUGGUGGCUCGGAGGGAGCGGGGGCUGUUUGAACAGCGUCUCUAUUGAAGUAGCAGCGCAGAGUCUCCACCAGCAGCGAUGUCAAGGAAUGGAUACUUCUUUGAAGAGAGUGGGUAUCUCAAGUGCGACACGGAUGAUGGCUGCAGGGCCAGGGAGGAGUCAGGGGGCGAGGAGCUCUUCGACACGGUGAACUCCUCCAUCGUCUCGGGGGACAGCAUCCGCUUCUUCAUCAAUGUCAAUGUGGAGGGGACGCCGAAUGCCACUGCUGAAAGUGAGAGCGCUGGCUGCGUGUUACUGCACACAUCGAGGAAGUACCUGAAAUUAAAGAAUUUUGAGGAGGAAGUCAGAGCCCACCGAGAUUUGGAUGGGUUCUUGGCCAGAGCCAGCAUCAUCCUUGAUGAAACAGCCACCUCCUUGGACGAUGUUCUUCGGGAGAUGCUGAAACACUUCGCCGAAGAUCCUGAGAACAUGGAGCCGAGCUGCAACUUUGAAAAAAUCAUGAGCACUUUAUUCACGGAUUCAGGGACCCCACGAGAAGGGAAUGGCACCCCCGAAGUUUCAGAGUCAACAAGAAAGAAUAUACAAACAUGUACAUCGCACCUCAAAUUUCACCUCUUAUCGGACACAAUUCAAGGGGUCACAGCGACAGUCACAGGGGUGCAGUAUCAGCAGUCCUGGCUCUGUAUCAUUUGCACUAUAAGGUCCCUUCAGCGACGUCACGUUUGCAUCAGCCGCCUGGAGAGGCCUCAGAAUUGGGGUGAAAACUCCUGCGAAGUGAGAUUUGUGAUAUUAGUCUUGGCUCCUCCUAAAAUGAAAAGUACCAAAACAGCCACAGAAGUGGGAAGGACCUUUGCCACAAUGUUUUCGGAUAUAACCUUUCGGCAGAAGCUCCUAGAAACCAAAACCGAGGAGGAGUUCAAGGAAGCCUUAGUCCACCAACGCCACUUGUUGACGGUGGUGAAUCAGAGACCCUCAGCAAUGAGCGAUGGGCACAAGUCGCACAGUCCUAAACCACUCAAGUUGCAUGAGUUUCUCAAUGUUGGCAAGGGGAUUUCUGAUGACAUUGCACGAAGACUUCCAGUGUACGCUUUGGACUUCACUGACGGUAUUAUUGGAAACAACAAAGCUAUAGGGAAGUACAUCACGACUAUGAUCUUUCUGUAUUUUGCCUGUCUCCUUCCAUCCAUUGCAUUUGGGUCACUCAAUGAUGAAAAUACCCGAGGAGUUAUUGAUGUGAAGAAGACAAUCAUCGGGCAGAGCAUUGGAGGGCUGCUGUACGCACUCUUCUCAGGGCAGCCUCUAGUUGUACUCCUUACCACAGCUCCUUUAGCGCUCUACAUUAAUGUCAUCCGAGGUAUCUGUGAUGACUACAACUUGGAUUUCAAUGCUUUCUACGCCUGGACUGGCCUGUGGAACAGCUUUUUCCUUGUGAUGUACUCCCUCUUUAAUUUCAGUCUUCUGAUGAAGCUCUUUAAAAGGUCGACAGAAGAAAUAAUUGCACUUUUUAUAUCCAUCACCUUUGUGCUUGAUGCUAUCAAAGGCAUUAUUAAAGUUUUUAAGAAAUAUUACUGCCAUGGGCGCACAGGAGACAGUUACUUGGAAAAAGCACGAACUGAUGCUAUUCCAAGCCUCGGCAUCAAUACCACCUUCUUGAUGAAUUCAUCAGUGAGCAGAUCCAUAUCCCUAGAGAAUCAAACAGGCACGCAUGAUGUGCAUUAUGGACGUGAAACUGCCGUCCUUAGUCUCAUGUUGAUGUUGGGUACCCUUUGGCUUGGCCAUACGCUCUAUCAGUUUAAGAAAAGCCCAUAUUUGCAUGCAAGAGUACGUGAAAUUCUGUCUGACUGUGCCUUACCGAUUUCAGUUCUGACUUUCUCUGUUGUGGGUUCCUAUAUCUUCAAGGAAAUCGAAAUGUCGAAAUUUAACUACAACACAUCUGAGAGCUUGUUCAUGCUGGCCCCAGUCCAGUCCCUGUCCAUCGGGUCGGUGAUGAGCGCCAUGGGGCUGGGGUUCCUUCUGUCCAUGCUCUUCUUCAUAGAGCAGAACAUCGUGGCAUCGCUCACAAAUGCACCGGAGAACAGGUUGGUGAAGGGAACAGCUUAUCACUGGGACCUCCUGCUCGUUGCGCUGAUCAACACAGGGCUGUCACUCUUCGGCCUCCCGUGGAUCCACGCUGCCUUCCCUCACUCCCCAAUGCAUGUCCGCGCCCUGGCCUAUGUGGAGGAGAGGGUAGAAAAUGGGCAUAUCUACGAGACGAUUGUGAGUGUGAAGGAGACGCGGCUGACGAGUCUCGUGGCAAAUUUCUUGGUUGGCCUCUCGCUCCUGCUCCUGCCGUUACCUCUCCAGUGGAUCCCAAAGCCCGUUCUCUACGGCCUCUUCCUCUACAUCGCGUUGACCUCCAUAGAUGGGAACCAGCUCUUUGAGAGGGUGGCUCUCCUGCUCAAAGAACAGACUGCCUAUCCUCCGACACAUUACAUCCGCAGAGUGCCCCAGAGGAAGAUCCACUAUUUCACAGGCCUGCAGGUCCUGCAGCUCCUCAUCCUCUGUGGUUUCGGCAUGUCACCGUUGCCCUACAUGAAGAUGAUCUUCCCGCUCAUCAUGAUAGGAAUGAUUCCCAUCAGGUAUAACCUGCUCCCUAGGAUCAUCGAGGCCAAGUACUUGGAUGCUAUGGAUGCAGAGUAUUAAACGGGGUCCUCCGCACACGGAGCAGCGAGGACGGCUCUUUCGGAGUGGGAAGAUGGCUUUGCCGAGGCGUAGAACAAUCUAUCUGCAGAUCUUUCUUUCACCACUUUCUUUCUGCUCUACUAUGGCAUUGGCAAUGCGCACACAUCCAAGACCACUUGAGCGUUGAGGUGUCAAACCAAAACAGCCUUGGACUUGAGAGGCCGAAGCUCUUUGGAGCUGUGAGGCAAGCGAGCUUUAUGGAAAAUGCUACUUUCCACAUCCCAAAACUGGAAACCCCAAAGAUCAGCGUGUCCAAAGGGUUGGAGCAUGUGUUCUCAGAGUUGUCAUGUGUUCCCUUGUUUGAGGGGUGGGGGGAAUCUCUUUCUUUUUUAGUGCACCGCGUCCUUUUCUUUCAGAACACUAUAAGGACAGUAACUGACCCUUCUUUUACAGAGCGACAGUCCCUUUGAAUUCCAUUUCCUGUUCAUCCAGUGUUCCCAAAUUGGUAUUUUGGGUGGGAUGGCCUCAUGCUAAACCACUGUCAGGAGAGAUUUCUGGCCACCUCUUCAGAUGAGCAGGGUUGGAAACAGCUAUAAAUUGUACUGACACAAUCCACAGCUUUGGAUGAAUAUUUAAUUCCUACAAAUGAGCUGGAAAUGUUCAGAGGUUGGGCUUGCAUGGUGAUGUUGAUGAAACUGCAUCUGGGUCUAAGCAAUUUGGGAAUUCCUUUGGAUCUUUCUACUGUUACUUCUUGGUAAUCAAACACGAAAGUGUAUUUUUGCACAACUCCAAUAUUCUUGCUUGCACCCAGAGUCAGAUACUGAAACUUGUCAAAGGGCAGUUGUGUUAACGAUUGCAUAUACAUAUGUACAGUAGUGCCUAUGUGUACAUAUAUACAUAUGGAUUUCUGUAUAUAUUUUGCAUAGAUCUACAAAUAGGCCUGAUUCUUUCAAAAUACCCAAAGUGUUUUGUGCAGUCAGUGUUACCUGUGAUGUCUUUGACCAUACACUUGUUUGCCGCUUCGGUGCUGCUUUUUCUCAUUUGAGAUAUGGUCACUUCUUUUCCUUUUGAAGCUGCUCAGUUACUGGUUUUGUUCAUGUGUUUGCUGUCUUCCCAUGGCUUGUGACAUUCUUCAUUCUGUCUUGAUGCUCCAACAUGUGAAUUUUGCAUUUAAUUUGAAUGUACAGCAUGCAAUGAAACUUUUCCUCUUUCGCCUAAUCAAUAUUUGUUGGUCAUUUCAUUAUUUCUGUUUUGUAGCUAAUCUCAAGUUUCCCCCACUCACAGACAUUAUAUUAUAUUAUAUUUCUGGAUGAAUCUAACUUCUGCUGUCUUUUUAUAUUUCAGUUUAUUUAAUUUUGCUUGUACUAUGGCCAGUUUUCUUAUUUGGAGUACUGUGAAACAAGCUGCCCUUUCGUUCAGUGCUUGCCCUUUGCACACUACAGAUCACAGGUAAAGUGUUAAAAAAUGUGGCCCUCUGAAGAUAAUUAACUUUCAAAACAGUAGAAACGAGGGAAGAAAGGGAAUACAAAAUGCAACACAAAUGUAUUAUUAACACAGAAGUGUUUCUUACCAAUUGCUUACCCAGUAAGUGGUGCGGAGUUCUUAUCAGCAUGUGCCCUAUGAAUUGAGUGUCUUCUGCACAAUGAGGAAGACUUGACCCUUUAAUAAGGGAGGAAGGCAUUGGAUAAAAUUCUCCUAUGCUAACGCUAAGCCACACUCAAGCCACUGAAGAUUUGGUGUAUUUGCACUAAAUAUCAGAAGGUAUUUCAUCUUGAUGUAGCUGCCUACACCUUUAAAACAUGUGAAGAAACUAGAUUUUCUAAUGAAGCCCUUCAUCUUUGUAUUGAUACCCGAGAGCAGUGUGAGCAUCCCCAAAAACAUGGCCAAUAUCUCCCAGGGCAAUUGCAGGACGAAAAGCUCAGCUUAGCGAGCGAAACAGCGUUGCGUGACCUUCGUGUUGCACCAACCAGCUCCUGUAGGACUGCUGGGAAGUCUCAGGGUCAGGAUUGACCACCCCAGGACAUCAAAGCAGGUAAAUGCCACUCGUUGGGCUCUCAGUCAAUCUCAGAGCAGCAGGGGUAACUCACGCUGUGUCUUGAUAAGUGGCGUGGCAGCAGGUGUCAACAUGUGCAUGGUUUCUGAAUGCCUUUGUCAAUAUUUCCUAGCGUUUGAGUCAUUUCUGUGGUGAGAUCACCAAUAGCCGUUACUAAGGUCUACAUGUCUAAACGGGGCAGAGUCAACAGGAUUUCGGGGCAGUGUCAAAGCGGAGGUGGUAAAAGUAUGUCUGAUCUUCAGUGAACAGAAAAAGAGCAGGUGACAGCAAACAGUUCAGUACCUGCUGAAAGACAGGGAGUGCUAAGGCCUGGUGAUGCUUAAAUAACAAGCUUUUCCCAUAGAUGUCAAGAGAUUUAACCAAAGCUAGAGUGAAAAGCAUCAUCCUGUGGGUGAGUGAACUGAGAGGGGAGAUUUAGAUUAGAUAUAAGGAAAAAAUUCUUCUCCAUGAGGGUGGUGAGGCACAGGCUGCCCAGAGAGGACGUGGAUGCCCCAUCCCUGGAAGUGUUCAAACCAGGCUGGAUGUGGAUUUGAGCAACCUGGUCUGGUGGAGGAUGUCCCUGCCCAUGGCAGGGGGUUGGAGCUAGAUGAGCUUUAAGAUCCCUUCCAACCCAAACCAUCCUGUGACUAUUAAAUGCACGUGUCCUGGGGUUGCAUUUCUGGUGUCUCAGCUCUUGGCAGGACGAAGUGACCCUGUGGGCUGGUUUGAAUCUUGUUUUGGAUGCUAUGGCUGGAGAAAGGAGAGGAUGUACCCAAGGGAACGUGGCUCUUGUCCUUUUUGAGGAAGAGCAGAGGCCCUGGGUGCAAGUCCCUCCAGCACAGAGCGUGGUGGGGCGAACUGGCAUGCAGGUCUUGCCGGAGGAAAUAGUUUUGAGAUGUACCCUCCAUCCCCCCACUUAGAAGGACCAAAAAUGUCCUAAUUUGAAAGCAUCAUUUUCAAAUAGUAUCAAAUGUUGCUGACAUCAUUUGAAAUUCAGAUAACUAAGGGCUUAAAUAUCCAUUACAACUCCUGUUUAUAUAUUUUUAUUACUGUUGCUUUACUUCAGCCCUUAUGUUUUCUUUGUAGCGUCGAUAGGAUUCUGUUCUACAGGAUUUUCUUUCUCCAGAAAUCAGGGGCCAAAGAAUUAAGUGAUGGGAAAUCAGCACAACUCGGGAAAAGAAGUUGUGUUGUCUUACACUGGUUGAACAUUUGGACCCUUGUCUUAAUACGCGUGUAGAAGUGAGAUGUGAGACGUGAGGCCUCUUGGCUUACAAGGGGUUGUGACAACCCUGCAGAGGAUUAUUUUUCGUGCAAGUACCUUUUCUCUUCUUGUUUGCUUCUGGUUUUGCUGACUGAAGUGCAGGCGUUUCCAGGAAGUAGGCUAAUUAGGGAAGGAGAGUUUGUUCAGAGUUGAUUGAGCACUUUAAUACUUCUGUGAAGGUUUAAGACAAUUAGAAUGUAAAAGAAGUUUUAUUAUAAGCUCUUUAUAUACGCACAAUGCUAUGUAUAACUUUUGCCAAAGAAUCGCGUUUGCAAUAUGUUGAUAGAUGCUGAGAGUCCGUGAUGUUCACCUGGAACCACAAGGUAGUAAAAAGCUUCUGAAACAAUUGGGUUUUGGAAGUAAACUUCUGACAGCUGCCAAAACUAUCAGAAACCAGAGAUAGACUUGUAGUUUUUGAUCCUUGCAUUGAAUGUAGGAGCUAGAAGUUGGCUUGACAAUUAAAAUUGGAUUUAUACCUGAA
Molecule: messenger RNA, 7567 nt
Organism: Columba livia (rock pigeon)
Lineage: Eukaryota; Metazoa; Chordata; Aves; Columbiformes; Columbidae
Gene: SLC4A11
Product: solute carrier family 4 member 11
Exons: 21
Coding region: 1211-3814 (867 amino acids)
Biological process (GO): monoatomic anion transport; monoatomic ion homeostasis; transmembrane transport
Cellular component (GO): basolateral plasma membrane; plasma membrane
Molecular function (GO): solute:inorganic anion antiporter activity
Source: RefSeq, a predicted model, not a curated record